AUGCUCAAUAAAGGCAAUGAAAAGGAGGAGAAGCCGGUUCUCCUGGAGACCACUCUGGGCGACGUGGUUAUCGACUUGUACACCGAGGAGCGGCCACACGCAUGCUUGAAUUUUCUGAAGUUGUGCAAAAUCAAAUAUUACAAUUAUUGCCUUAUUCAAAAUGUACAGAGGGAUUUUAUCAUACAAACAGGAGAUCCUACAGGGACUGGUCAUGGAGGAGAGUCUAUAUUUGGACAACUGUAUGGUGAAGCAAGCUUUUUUGAGGCAGAAAAAGUGCCACGGAUUAAGCACAAGAAGAAGGGCGCUGUGUCCAUGGUGAACAGUGGCAGUGAUCAACACGGAUCGUGUCUUAUCACUACGGGAGAAAAUCUAGAUUACCUUGAUGGGGUUCAUACAGUGUUUGGUGAAGUGGCAGAAGGCAUGGACAUAGUUAAGAAAAUCAAUGAGACCUUUGUCGACAAGGAUUUUGUACCAUAUCAAGAUAUCAGGAUAAAUCAUACAGUGAUUUUAGAUGAUCCAUUUGAUGACCCUCCUAAUUUAUUAAUUUCUGAUCGAUCACCAGAACCUACAAGGGUACAAUUAGAUAGUGUUCGAAUAGGAGCAGAUGAAGAAAUUGAUGACUUCAAAGGAAGAUCAGCUGAAGAAGUAGAAGAAAUAAAGGCAGAAAAAGAGGCAAAAACUCAAGCUAUUCUUCUAGAGAUGAUGGGAGACUUACCUGAUGCAGAUAUUAAACCUCCAGAAAAUGUUUUGUUUGUGUGUAAAUUGAACCCAGUGACCACAGAUGAGGACAUGGAGAUAAUAUUCUUAAGAUUUGGGCCAAUAAGAAGUUGUGAAGUUAUCCGAGAUUGGAAAACAGGAGAAUCCCUCUGUUAUGCUUUUAUUGAAUUUGAAAAGGAAGAAGACUGUGAGAAAGCAUUCUUCAAAAUGGAUAAUGUACUUAUAGAUGACAGGAGAAUCCAUGUGGAUUUUAGCCAGUCUGUCGCAAAGGUGAAAGGGAAAACCCGUCCCUGCUCUGAAGAAAAGAAAGACGAAGAAUAUAUGCCAAUCAAAAAUCCUAAUCAGGAUAUCUACAGGGAAAUGGGCUUUGGCCAUUAUGAAGAUGAAGAAAGUUGUUGGGAGAAACAGAAAAGUGAGAAGAGAGACGGACGUCAGAACCGUAGUCGGAGCCGAUCUCGAGAAAGGGAUGGUCACUAUAGUAACAGCCACAAACCCAAGUACCAGGCAGAUCCUUAUGAAAGGGAAAGGAGUAGAGAGAGAGACCGAAGCAGAAGUCCAGUCAAAGACAAAGACAGAUCUAAGUACAGACGUGUGGGGAAGAAGAGGAAGUGA
Molecule: messenger RNA, 1329 nt
Organism: Arvicola amphibius (Eurasian water vole)
Lineage: Eukaryota; Metazoa; Chordata; Mammalia; Rodentia; Cricetidae
Product: peptidyl-prolyl cis-trans isomerase-like 4
Biological process (GO): protein peptidyl-prolyl isomerization
Cellular component (GO): nucleus
Molecular function (GO): RNA binding; peptidyl-prolyl cis-trans isomerase activity
Source: RefSeq, a predicted model, not a curated record